UAUAUAGCCUACAGCAGCAGCGGAGGCGGUCAGAACUAAGGAAGAAGGGACACUAGAUGAAAAUACAACUAACUAGCUGUUACAUGUCGUGAAGGUCUCAAUGGACUGGGCCCUUAUUCUAGUUUUGCAAGUCAUGUUUCAGCCAUCUCUCUCAGGGCUGUUUUUCACUGUUGAUGCCGAGUACGCCUUGUACGAGUCAAAGUUGGGAGAAGAUGUUGUGAUGAGCUGCAGGUUUCGGCCUAAACUAUCACAUCCUCUUGCGUACCUGAAGGUGACCUGGCACUGGUUCACCUACACCUUGGUCCGGGACGUGUACCGUAUGGAUAACUGGAAGGAGGACUUGGCGUCCCAGGAUCCGGACUAUCAGGGUCGAGUUAGGCUUCUCACUGAGCAGUUGCAGGAAGGCUGGUCUAAGUUACAGAUCUCCAGGCUCCGGAUCAAUGACUCUGGGACUUAUCAGUGUUUGGUGGAAGGAGAAGGAGCUGAUUAUAAAACGAUGACUUUGUCUGUUGUUGCACCUUAUAAAACAGUGACUAAACACAUUGAGAAGGUAGCAGAGGGUGAUGACGUGCUGCUAAUCUGCCAGUCAGAGGGAUACCCGGAGUCCUCUGUGAUGUGGCAGGAUGGGACGCUGCGGACGCUCAAUGCCAGCACCACUUCCGCAUCAACUCCAGACCAGCUUUUUACAGUCAACAGUCGUAUACGCGUCAGCUUAUCCGUAGAAAACAACUACACGUGUGUCUUUGAAAAGGAUGGCUACUCUGCAACAUUUCAUAUGCCAGAUGAGAUACCCGUUCCUCCUGUAAAAAAUAAUGCUGUCAUCGUUGUAUUGGGCAUCGGAGUGGUAAUGGUCGUCAUUAUUGUUGCAGUGCUCUUGUACCGACGACGAAAAGGUUCCAGGAACCUUUUGGUCGACGGUCGAGGCAGGUCUGUUUCUACUGCUGCCUGCACAGCAAAAAAUAAAGAAUAUAAAGAGGAGAGAACUGUUUUUAAUGAAGGUUGCAUGGAAGAAACUCUGCGGGCGUUUCUGAAAGCCCAUUACUCUGACUACUCCUUCAGCAUGGAGAUGAGACACCACUGGGACGCUUUCGGUGUGGAGGAGCUGUCUCACAGGCUGCAAAACAAUAAGGGCCAGCCUGUGAAUCUUCAAGCUUUACUCCCAGAAGCUGGAAAGACACUUUUCCUUGAGGGACCCCCCGGGAGCGGGAAGACAACCAUAGCUCACAUCCUGGUCUCUUCUUGGACUGAGGGGCCGACACACGCCCUCUCCAACCUCUUCGAUCUCAGCAGCCUUCGAUUUCUCUUCUACGUCGACUGCAGCAAAGUGAAAGGCGACUUGUUUCAAGAAGUGACGAUCCAACUUUCUCUCAAGGACAAGACGGAGCAUGAGCUGAGGACUUUGUUAACCAGUGAGGCUCUGCUGUUGUUGGAUGGGUACAGAGAAGGGAACCCAUUCUUCGACGAGUCCUUGAGGAAGUUUCUAAUGGAAAGAGGAAGAUGCAGGGUGCUGGUCAUGGCCUGCCCCGGGCACUGCCCCUCACUCAACAACACAGUUGGGACAGAAGGGGUGCUGCAGCUCCAAACACAAAGUAUGAAGUGCUGAGGGCAAAGACAUUUGAGACUUUAAAACAUUAAGCACUUGUUACUUGUUAAACAAACAUGAGCAUGAUGUUGAAAUUCUUUUGACUGUGUGGUUAUAAUUUGUAUAGGCCCUGAUAUGCUGCAAAAAAUGUUGUAUUCAAUGUAUGUAAGAUAAGCAAUCGAUUCUACUUUUCUAUUAUCAGCCCGGAUUGUCAUUUUCAUUAAAAAUAUAUUACAUGUAG
Cottoperca gobio is the source of this 1823-nucleotide messenger RNA. Its product is annotated as CD276 antigen. NCBI's taxonomy places the organism in Eukaryota, Metazoa, Chordata, Actinopteri, Perciformes, Bovichtidae. Gene Ontology annotation, cellular component: external side of plasma membrane. Bases 101 to 1603 code for a protein of 500 amino acids. Gene Ontology annotation, biological process: cell surface receptor signaling pathway; immune response; cellular response to lipopolysaccharide. The transcript has 10 exons. The record is from RefSeq and is a predicted model, not a curated record.